Elgaria multicarinata webbii is the source of this 1395-nucleotide messenger RNA. RefSeq names its product transmembrane protein 196 (gene TMEM196). Bases 58 to 756 code for a protein of 232 amino acids. Lineage: Eukaryota; Metazoa; Chordata; Lepidosauria; Squamata; Anguidae. The record is from RefSeq and is a predicted model, not a curated record. The transcript has 6 exons.
AGGCGAAUGCGUGGCUUUCGGAGCUGAUCGUGGGGUAGGAACGAUGACCGAGCGAGGAUGUGCACCAGCGGCCAGAUCAUCGGAAGCCUCCUGGUGCUCUCCGUGCUGGAGAUAGGGCUGGGGGUGUCCAGCGUGGCCGUGGGGGCUGUCAGCUUCAGCCUGGUCUUUGCAGACGCGGAGCAGACGACUCAGCUGGGAGACUCUUCUCCGGUAUGGAGCGGGGUGUGUUUUCUGCUGUGUGGAGUAUGUGGAAUACUGUGUGCCAAAAAAAAAUCAGGACUUAUCAUGAUACUUUUCUCAGCCUGCUGUAUCUGUGGACUAAUUGGAGGAAUAUUAAAUUUUCAGUUCCUUCGAGCUCUGACCAAGAAGUCCUCAUCUCUCUAUCCAUUGCAUCUUACCUCCAUGUCUCUUGCAUGCCUUGGAAUUGGGGGCUGCACUCUUUCUUCCUGGCUCACUUGUCGGCUAGCUAGCUAUGAGCAAAGAAGGAUGUUUUCAGAAAGGGAGCAUUCACUGCAUCACUCCCACGAAAUGGCAGAGAAAAGAUUGAGGGGUAUUGAGAUAACUGAUCUGCCCAGCUGCCCAGUGGUUCCCCCGACACCAGAGUUACCUUCAAGACAGGUGUCUACAUCACCACACCCCCACUUCAACCGACAUUAUCUGGCACCCUAUUUGGAAAUCCCAGCAGAGACCAAGGAAAUGACAGACAAUAUGUGUAAUGGAGGACCACAUCUAAUUUAUAAUGGAAGAGCAUACUGAAAGAUUUACAAUGUCCAAGUAACAACUAUUUUCAGGAUUUUCUUUCGGGGAAAACAAUACAGAUACUAACAACUUUGGGAGAAGGCGCUAAAAACAUUAUGGCUUUUAUUUGCAAUAAUGUCACAGCUCAAACAGCACAGAUGCAUCUCCUUUCAGAGGUUGCUUUGAUUUUCUCUCCCAUUAUUUGAAGAUAUUUUACUGCAUAUUUUGAAGAUACUCAGUAAUUAUCACAUCCUUAAUAUUUUCUUCUUCUUUGACUGAACAAGUUGUCAUGGAUGUGAUCAUAUUUCAAACUGACUUUUCAGGCUCUACUCAGACUGUCCUUAUAAAGAUUUUUUUGAAAUUAAGAAUAACAAUACAAUAACCCACAGACAUGAAAAUGGAAAGGGUUUAAACAAUGGAUUGCACAAUGGCAGAAAUGGAAAUUAGACUUGAAAGGCUUUCCUUUCCUAUGCAGAGUCUGAUGAAUGAAUUAUGAGCAUGCCGCUACAAUACACUGAUGUCUUUGUUUUGAAAGACAGAAUGCUUUAAGGAUGCCGUAAGUCAAAACCUGAACAAUGCCUUGCUGUAAAGAAACUGUAAAUAUUUCCAAUUUGUGAAGUAUAUUUCAUAAUUUGUUCAUAAAAGAUGUCAAAUAAA